Emericellopsis atlantica is the source of this 1932-nucleotide messenger RNA. Its product is annotated as aureobasidin resistance protein Aur1. Gene Ontology annotation, molecular function: inositol phosphoceramide synthase activity. Gene Ontology annotation, biological process: inositol phosphoceramide metabolic process; sphingolipid biosynthetic process. The coding region runs from base 266 to 1660 and encodes 464 amino acids. Gene Ontology annotation, cellular component: inositol phosphoceramide synthase complex. The record is from RefSeq and is a predicted model, not a curated record. The transcript is spliced from 2 exons. NCBI's taxonomy places the organism in Eukaryota, Fungi, Ascomycota, Sordariomycetes, Hypocreales, Bionectriaceae.
CGUGCGCACUUGCUUCACCUCACGGUACGCAAAGCCUUGGCGCGUCGUCACGACAUCAGCGUCCAUCCUGGUUUCUGUCAGAUCCUCCAGGCUCCAGUACCCCUUACUUCCAUCCCUCUCCGGACCGCAAAGCAGCUUCACAUCCGGCUUGCAUUUCUUGGAACUGCGAUAGUAAGCAUCUCGCACACCGGCUCUCCUACAACAUCAACAGCAACUGUACUCGAUAACGCCAUACCUCGAUAAUACUGCCACCGAUCACCUAAUCAUGAGCAAGCUCCCUGGUCCUGUGCCAGGCGUAAAGCCGAAGCUGUCGCUGCCAUACCUCCCUUCAGACGGCCUCCAUGCCGCCAUUCUCAGCCGUCUCCCUGCUUGGUACCAGCAGCAACAGCAGCAGCAGCAUGGGGGACGACCGCGUGCUCGAUCAAAGUCAAAGAUUCUGCCGCCGGGCGUCGACAACAUUACCAACCUCCAGACCUCGUUCAGCUUGUGGGAUGGUGUGAGGCAACUACAGAGGCGCAACUACACAACCUGGGAUCUCCAGUAUGUCUUCCUCGCCGCAUUGUCGCUCUUCUCGCUUUGGAUCUCGCCGCCGGCACCGACCAUCAAGUUGCUGGCCGUCAUGGGCAGUCUGUGGAUUCUGCUCAUGCCAGCAACCGGGCAGUUCUUCCGGCCAUCGAUGAUGAUCUGGAUCUGGCUGUUGUACUUCUUUAGCAGCAGAUUCAUCCCCUACGAUUACCGACCUCACAUCUGGGUCCGCGUGCUUCCAGCCCUCGAAAACGUGCUCUACGGCGCCAACCUCUCGAAUAUCCUGUCCGCGCAUCAGCAUCCCAUCCUCGAUAUCCUUGCCUGGCUUCCUUAUGGCAUCAUCCACUUUGCAGCGCCGCUCGCUUGCUCCAUCGCCAUGUUCAUCUUCGCCGCGCCUGGCACGACGCCCGUGUUUGCAAAGGCCUUUGGGUGGAUGAGCAUCCUCGGCGUCACAAUCCAGCUGUGCUUUCCCUGCACACCUCCCUGGUACGAGAAUGAGCACGGUCUCACACCGGCCGAGUACGGCAUGCCUGGCUCGCCCGCGGGCCUGGCUCGUCUCGAUGCCAUCUUUGGCUUCGAUCUUUACACCACCAACUUCACCAAUGCGCCGCUUCCCUUUGGUGCGUUCCCCUCGCUGCACGCCGCCAACGCUGUCCUCGAGGCCCUCUUCAUGAGCCAUUGCUUCCCCCAGUUCCGCGUCGCCUUCAGUCUAUACGCGGCCUGGGUGUGGUGGGCCACCAUGUACCUGAGCCACCACUACGCUGUCGAUCUGGUUGGCGGUGGCCUCAUCGCGGCCAUCUUCUUCUACUAUGCCCGCGCCCGUUACCUGCCCCGCCGUCAGGAGGGCAAGCUCCUACGCUGGGAAUAUGAGUUUGUCGAAAUAGGCCACGCUGCCGAGCUCUUUGACGAGGAGCGUGAUGGGUCCUACUUCAGAGCUGGCCAGCUGAGCCAGCGACGCGAAAGCUCGAGCGACGGCUGGACACUGGGCAGCGGAUCGAGCUGGACAUCCGGUAGCGGCACCCUCAGCCCAACGACACCCACAUCGAGCUCCGAGGGCUUCGAGGCACAGGCUGGCUGGUACGCCAAGCCUGAGCCCCGGGAGAUUGAGCUGUCCGAGGUCUUCUCCUCGCGAUGAGCGAGCGACUUGUGUGACACUACUACUAUUUUUGACGGCCGAUUCUUCACGACGUGCGAUACCUCUUCAUUCCUCACGGCCUCUUUUUCAUUUAUUUCUCUCUCCCAUGAGAGAAUACCAUACGAAUAGCAUCAACACAGCGGGGGGGAACAGUGCAUUCAGGCGUUUUGUGUAUACACCCCACGGGGACCCUAAUUCGGACAUGAGGCGCAUACCGUGUUCCAUAGAGAAUGGACAUGGGCUUACUUGAUAACGUAUAUACUUUAGUUUCU